UCUAAUCUUCGCUUAAAAACUCUCACAAAGCCCUAAAAAACCAAUCACUACUAGAUCAAAAACUACCCUUUCGAUCAAUUCGCUUCUUUACAUUCUUAGCUAAGGAUCUCCAGCAGAUUAAGAUCUAUGGCUCAGAUUAACUUUGAGGGUUUGAGAGAGCUACACGACUGCGUAAACUAUAUCCUUGAUCACUGUCCGAAAACAAGAGAAUCUAUGUCCCAACAAGGACAGGAUAAGUGGACGGAGCAAGUUUCAGAAGCUUCAUUGAGGAUGUUAGACAUCUGUAACAUAUCCAAAGAUGUGAUGACACUCGUGAAACACAACUUGCAUGAUCUACAACUGAUUCUACGUGGCAACGAAUCAUCUGAUGUCAACGAGAAGAUCGCUGCUUAUAAUCGGUAUAAGAACAAUCUCAAGAAGGAGACACUGAAAUGCUUAAAUUGUCUGAAGAAUAUGAAAGAAAGCGGAGGAAGAGUGGACAUGCCAAUAGAACAGAACCUUCUGUUUGUAUCUGAGGUUUUGAAGGAAGUGAGAAGAGUCGUUGUGACGAUGGUUGAGUCUUUAUUCUCGCUUGGUUGUAUUCCUUGGCUAGAGAAGAGAUCGACCAAAGGGUCUUUGUCUUCAAUAUUUACCAGUCGGUCUUCGUAUUUGUUAGAUGAUGUAUGGGAUGAGACCGCGGUGCAAAGUGCGACCACAAGGUUGGAGGCAGCGGAGAUUGCAAUAGAGGAGCUUGAGAUAGAGUUGGAGUCUAUUUUCCGGCGAUUGAUUCAGACGAGAGUUUCACUUCUUAAUAUUCUCACCAACUAGAUAAUAUAUGAUAUAUAUCCGGUUAGGUUUUGCUUCAAGCGGACAUGCUUAGUUAACAUUAGAUGGAUUGAUGUGUAAGCCUAUUUUAAGUUUGCAACAUUAUAUUCUUUUGAAGUCGCAUUAUAUUUUUUACCCGUUUACGUACUAAACUGGCUACUUGGUUAUAGAUUUUAGGGUUGAAGACUUAAAGCUUUAACACUUUGUCUUCACUAGAAAAAAAGAUGAGUUUCUAAAUGAAACUGUUACUUAUUAUUAGAUAAAAAGUUGAA
Messenger RNA from Camelina sativa (false flax), 1076 nucleotides. RefSeq lists its product as uncharacterized. NCBI's taxonomy places the organism in Eukaryota, Viridiplantae, Streptophyta, Magnoliopsida, Brassicales, Brassicaceae. The record is from RefSeq and is a predicted model, not a curated record. Gene Ontology annotation, biological process: shoot system development; root development.